AUGUCGACAAUUUAGGAGCUCAUUACUACAUUAUUUAAUUUAAUUGUUAGUGAUGAUGAAGUUUAGCAUAGAAAUCGAUUCCUUAAAACAAAUAAUCCAAUUGAAUAAUUGAGGAUUAUAAUUGAAAUUGUAAUACAGCAACAGCACCAGAAAUAGCAAUAAGAUUACAAAGCUCUGGAAAAACAACUCCAAAAAUUUGAAUUUGAGGUUCGAAAUCAUAUUAGAGAUGAAUAUUUAAUGCAGUAGAAUUAGGAAGAUUUGAUAUCUCGACUGGAGGAAAUGGAGAAAGAAAAGAAUGACUUAUUCAGCAACACCAAAUAAACAAUUAUUAAAUUAAAAAGGGAAAACGAAGAGUUGUAUUAAAAAGUGAGAUUAUUAUCUGUAGAAAACCAAUAACAAAAAAGUCUGAAUGAAAAACUGACGACCUAUUAGGAAAGACACAAGAUGACCGAUCAUCUGACUCAAGAAUCUACCAAGAUUAGUUAGAGUAAAUAUUCAACCUUGGAAAACCAUAAUUAAAAGAUCAUCAAAUUAAAAACACAUCCAACCCCUAAAAAAUUGCACACUGAAACUUCAGUAGACAUUUCCCUUAUAGCUGCAGUGAAUCAAAAAAGAUUAAGUCAAUAAUUGAUCAAACCAAAUUAUUUUCAAAAAAAGGGAUCAAUUACAAACAAUUAAUUUAUCAAGAAAAAAAGACAAUCCUGUUCAUUCGCAAAUCAAUCAUUAAAUUUUUUAACGACAAGCAUGUGA
Messenger RNA from Paramecium tetraurelia, 750 nucleotides. RefSeq lists its product as uncharacterized. Lineage: Eukaryota; Ciliophora; Oligohymenophorea; Peniculida; Parameciidae. The record is from RefSeq and is a predicted model, not a curated record. The transcript is spliced from 5 exons.